AUGCCACGACUACCAGUACACACAACUCGGCAUCAAGGCUUCCGCGAGUGGCUAGCCGGCGGCCUUAUGCUUGAAGUUCACCAGACACUGCGGAAAGCCUCGGUUCGCUACUACGAUGUCGAAGUAGUCAUCCGAAAACCGUUCAAGACACCCGGUCCGGACAGCGAGUACAACAAGACUAUAAUCGUCUUGGCCGACAUUUCGGUGGAAGAUGCCCACGCCAACUGGGCUAUCGCAGCACAAAAGAUCCUGGAGCGGCUGACAGGCCGGGGGCGCGAUGACAUAAACGUCGAGAUCGUGGACGUCGAAGCCGCCUGGGAGUUCAAUAACGCCGUCAUCCAAGACGACGAAACAGUGCAAGCGUGGCAUAACGUCCAUGUACAGAUAAUCCAAGAGCUUGGCGAGAUGCAAUGGAACAGCAUUGAUAUUUCGAAGAGGUCUCCGGGCCAAGUCAAGCAAAUGACUUCGUCAACUAUGUACAUCACAGGGUCUGAUACGAACGACCCCAAGUGGUGGGACGAGAUAUCGCCACGCCUUCGAAAUCGAGCUCAUACACGGCGAGCCAGUCAUUGGUCACAACACGACACCAUUCGAUGA
This is a messenger RNA of Alternaria hordeiaustralica, 597 nucleotides long. RefSeq lists its product as uncharacterized. NCBI's taxonomy places the organism in Eukaryota, Fungi, Ascomycota, Dothideomycetes, Pleosporales, Pleosporaceae. The record is from RefSeq and is a predicted model, not a curated record. Bases 1 to 597 code for a protein of 198 amino acids. The transcript has a single exon.